AUGCAAAGGUUGCCAUCAAAUCCUAAAAGUGUACAAAACUAGAGAUAAAAUACUUAAAAACUACAAACCUCAACUGUAAAAAGCUUAGUUAAAACACUAAAUACUAAAAAUAAUACAUAAUAAACCCUUAAGCCAAAUAAUUUACAUAUUCUAUAAAGCUCUCUAAAUAGUUUAGCAAGAAUAAAGAUAAUCCCUCAACUUUUGCAAGUAACAGUAAAAGGAUAAAUAAGCUCAAGAAGCGAUGUACAAAAUCUAAAACGUGAAGAAGUAGAUUCUAUCACAUAGAUUAAUAUUGGAAUAUGGAAAUAGAAAUUAACCGAUGAUCUUUUGUAUCAAAUAACCUCUAGUCUCCAAAACAUGCAAAAUAUAAAAUAAAUCCAUCUUACUCUAACCGAUAAUAAAAUAUCAAAUUAAGGCACACAGCAAAUGUUAGAAUGUGUUAGUAAACUAUAAAAUGUAGAAUACUUCUCUCUCACGCUAACAGGAAAUCCUAUAGACAAUAAUGUAUGCCAGCAUUUUGAAAAGUAUCUACCUAUGUUCUAUAAUUUAAAACACCUAACGAUAUAUAUGAGAAAUUCAAAAAUAGUUGAUUGUGAUAAAAUUUGUAAAGGGUUAGUAAAUUUAUCAUAAUUAGAAAAAUUGUCUUUAUAUAUGUAAGAAAAUUAAGUUAAUGAUAUAACUUUAUAAUAGCUUGUAAGUUAACUUUAGAAACAAAGUACUCUCAAAUUCCUUUUAGUAGAUUUUCAGUCUAAUAAAAUAAAAUCAAUCAAUUAUUUUUUAAUGAAUCUUCAGAAUCUAAAAACUUUAUUGAGUUUAGAUGCUAAUUUCAAGGGAAACCUUAUUUAAUUUGAUAAAGCAUCUCUUGAGUAGUUAAAAAAACUUUAAACAGAGUUAUUUUACUUGGAAUCAUGCAAAAUAGUUUUAAACGAAAACUAAGAAAUAAAUUUUCCAAAAGCCUUAAGAGUUGCUAAAAUAGUUACUAUUAUUUAAAUUAUAGCAUAUCAAAAGUAUUUAACUAGGUGCUAACAAUGGAGUCCUAAAAAAAUCUUUUGGGAUUUGUUUAUCGAAUGA
Messenger RNA from Tetrahymena thermophila SB210, 1071 nucleotides. RefSeq lists its product as hypothetical. The record is from RefSeq and is a predicted model, not a curated record. Lineage: Eukaryota; Ciliophora; Oligohymenophorea; Hymenostomatida; Tetrahymenidae. The transcript has 8 exons.